Messenger RNA from Siniperca chuatsi (mandarin fish), 2213 nucleotides. RefSeq names its product small nuclear RNA activating complex, polypeptide 2 (gene snapc2). Gene Ontology annotation, molecular function: RNA polymerase II general transcription initiation factor activity. Bases 212 to 1837 code for a protein of 541 amino acids. The record is from RefSeq and is a predicted model, not a curated record. Gene Ontology annotation, cellular component: nuclear body. Gene Ontology annotation, biological process: snRNA transcription. NCBI's taxonomy places the organism in Eukaryota, Metazoa, Chordata, Actinopteri, Centrarchiformes, Sinipercidae. The transcript is spliced from 6 exons.
CAGAAGUCGUAUCGUUGUUGUUGACGUUACAGCGGAACACGGACGGGUUUUGGCAGUAUGGUGUCCGUCGGGAAGGUACAUAUUUUAAAUUCAUUUUAACGUUAAAAUUAAGUUUAUAUCCGGUGAGAAACAGACGCAGCGCUCGUGAAUCUUUCAGUCCAGUCUGGUUGUUGUUAUGUCAGCUUAGUUUGUAUCAGCACCGUGAGUCGAGAUGAAACCGCCGCCUCGUACACGAACUAAACCAGAUCGCAACCUGAAACCUGAACCGGUACCGCAGCGUUCAGUCAAUCUGGCCUGUAAGUGGCAGCGAGCGGAACAGAGGAAGCUCUUGAAUGCCCUGAAAAGACUCAGCAGGACCGCUGGAGGCCACGAAGACAUCGACUAUGCUUUCCUGAGAAAAUACAUGCCUACUCGGUCCAUUUCAGAGAUUCACUCUGUGGUGGAAUCUCUGAAGAACAAAGUGAUCUCAUGUGCCAGCUUCAAGCUGAAGAAGAAGAGAUGGGAGGAGAAGGUGGUCAGAAAGCCCAUUGAGGUGUGGACACACAUGGCUUCUGCUGUAGCUGGAACCCUCGAAGAACCCAUUUCCACUGCUUUCUCUCAGAUGCUGAUAGUGUCAUCCACAGAGCCUCGCACCCUAAGGAACUGUGACCCUCCCCAGGUCCACAGACCACCCACAGACAAAGACAGGCCUGUUGGUCGCACCGUCCCUUUGAGACCAAUGCCUCGUUUGCCAGUCCAAGGUGAGUCUCCUGGCACCAACAAAGCCGAUCCUCUCCUGGUACUCAAGACUCCAGCACCAACCAUAGGCCCAGCCAAAAGACUCCCAGCACCAUCCCAAGUGGUUAGAGUGCCAAACGGCAAAAUCCCUCCACCCCAGCAACAGCCUUCUACUACAGCUGGAACCUCGCCUGCUGCCACCUCCUGCAAGUCAGAUGCAGCAAAAACUGCGCCUUCUACAUCCCCACAGCCUGCCUCUCAGACUGUGACCCCAGUUACAGGACAGGUCACACCCAGUUCUAGCUCUGCAGCAGUUGUAAAGACUCAGAGUGUUGGCAGUACUGUAAUUCAAACUACCCAGCAGCCCUCAGAGCAACACCCCACCACCACCUCUACUUCAAAGUCCACUUCAUCCAGUUCUCAUACACCCCUCUCCACCUUUGCCACCAGUCUAUCUCAAGUCCCCAGUACUGCACCAUCCUCUGUUGCAUCUUCCAGUUCAGCCAGCUCCAGCUGCUCUUCUACCUGCUCCAUGCCACCACUCUCCACCCCUGCUGCAGCAUUUCACGCCAGGUUUGGUCGCACCAGCAAAUACGCCACAAAAGAGAGUCCCAGGAUGUUCGGCGUCAAGUGCAUAGUGAACUUUGAGAGGAUAUAUAGCUACCUGAGUGUCAUCCCAAAGCCGAAUGAGGAGUGUCAUCUCACCCCCAUGGAGAGUGCUAUAGUGUUGGACUUGUUGAUGUCUCUCCCAGAGGAGCUUCCCUUGCUGGACUGCAAUAAACUGCACAAACAUCUGGUCCAGGUGUACCAAUGUCUUUCAUCCCCUGCUGACUCCAAGAUUGCAAGAGAAAUGUUUAAAGACCUGAAGGAUGGGUUAUGUGCUCAGACAGAGGCACCAAGUGGCCGAGACAGCAACAGAACAAACAGUCAGCAGAAUACUGCUGGGACUGCUGAUAGCAGUGAUGUCACGGACAGUGGAGAGAAGAAACUGCAGCCAGAUGAAGCUGAGAGCCAAUCAUCAGGGAACACAUCCAGCCAAUCGGAAGAUGCAGAUGUGAUGGGAGUCUGCCCCCCCCUCAACCCUUUUAUGGUGCCACUGAAACUGUUGAUGCGCCAAUAGUUCAGGGUUCAAAAUUUAUAAUGUAAUCGUUUGUGUAGUAAGCUCUAGAUAUGUCUGCGUUCUAUAAUAAUACAUUAUUUUUAUACUCAUUCUAGAGUUGAGCCCCAAAUUAUUUGGUCGUUGUUUGGGGCUGGGCUGCAUACUGAACCUUAGUAUGCACCACAAUCUUAAGUAUUGAAAGUUGGCAUCAAAUGUCUGAUUCAUCGUAUUGUUUACUUAUUUUUUGAUCAGAUAGUUUAUUUAAAUCAGAAUAUAGUCAAUUUUGUACUGUUUUAUUUAAGGAAAGUUCUUGUUCAUCUGCUUUUGUUAACAUUAAACACUGAUGCAUUGAGAAGUUUGGCUUAUUUUGUUAAAUGGAAUAAAUAAUAAAUGCAGA